Umbelopsis ramanniana AG is the source of this 1648-nucleotide messenger RNA. RefSeq lists its product as uncharacterized. NCBI's taxonomy places the organism in Eukaryota, Fungi, Mucoromycota, Umbelopsidomycetes, Umbelopsidales, Umbelopsidaceae. The transcript is spliced from 5 exons. Bases 233 to 1189 code for a protein of 318 amino acids. The record is from RefSeq and is a predicted model, not a curated record.
GUGGAGGAGAAAUUGGCCAAGGUUUUGAGAUUAGCCCUCACUACCAUUGCUCAAGAAUAUGUUUGGACCCGAAUGAAUCGUAUCGAAUAAUGGAAAAAAAAAAAAAAAAAAAAAAACAGAUAUCAUGGAUGGGUAUCGAACCGGAGUUUAGAAUAUAGCCCAUUUUUUCUUGUAUUUUCUCCAGUUUGGUUUCGAGCAAGUAAAUUCCAAUUGGUUCUUCCUACUUUACAUCAUGCCGAUGCAGAAAGUAGUAGUUAUGCUCAUCGUCUUUAUGUCGGCGAUGGUAUCGUUACUUCUACUGUAUGCAACUCGGUCACCUAGAUCAGCGUCUUCAUCUAUGCAAUCCGAUAUGGAUGCUGUAGACAAUCUGCUGCACCAACCUGUCGAGGAAGCUAUACCGGCUUGUACAUGGAAUACCGCCACUCGUGAUAACCUCACAUUAUCAAAACAGCAAUGGGAGAAAUGCCUGGACGGGGGAUCAGAGCCGUCUGCUUAUCUCUCAAUUGUCAUUGUGACUCGGAUGGAUGACUAUGCUGGGAAUCAAUUCCACCGGUUUCAAAACUUUAUCAACAGUGCCUAUUUACUUGCUGAGCAUACAAAGGAGAACAUCGAGUUGUUGAUCAUAGAAUGGAAUCCUCCAGAAGGCACCCGGCGGGUUUAUGAUGUUUUGCGUUUUCGCCGCUCUAAUUAUCUCACCUACCGAAUUAUCGCGGUGCCAAAAGCACUGCACAACGUCAUUCCUAAUGUAGGAAAUGCCCCGUUGCACGAGUUUGAAGGCAAAAAUCUUGGCAUUCGUUUUGCCCGCGGAGAGUAUGUCGUUUGUACGAAUCAAGACGAUAUAUGGUCCCUCAAUUUCCACAAUGCAAUCAAGUCACAUUUCUUCCAGAAGGGAACCAUUUAUCUGCAGCAUCAGGACCGUCAUAAUAUACACGACGACUUGCCACCUUCCAUCGUGAGACUUCCAGUAUACCCAGACGAUGACACUUUGUACAAUGCCUGCGUACCUAAGCCGCAAGACUGGGGAAAUUUCAGAUCGGAUGGUCCUAUUGAAGUGAAUUUGGACAAUAUCUUGCAAGUCGCUGAUCAAGCUGGUGAUUUUACACUGGCUCAUAGAGACACAUGGAAGCACGUCAGAGGAUAUCGAGAGACAGGCGGAGUGGCAUGGUAUGUAUUGUACAACGUUAUCUGAUAAGGUUUUUGGUACUGACUCCGACGUUCAUUUUAUCUUUGCCACCAGGGUUGACAUUGAAUUUGUCUGUACAGCAGUAUGGACCCUCGAUCUAGAGGUACAAUACAUCAAAGACACGUUUGCCUGUCAUCAAGACCAUCCUAAUAUCUGGGAACAGACCCCAGAACGACAUACAAAUAAUACAAACAUAGAUAUGGGAGAGAUCAUGCGCAAGGAGAAGGUGUAUCUGAAUGACGAGGACAAAUGGGCAAUGCAACAAAUAGACAUUUGGCAAUAUGGAUUAGAUUGCCAUCAAUUUAAUGGAGGGCUUUGCUGGUAAUCAGAGCUGUUAUUUUCUAGUUGAUUUUUAAUUUCAUGUACAUACCAAUACACUGUUUUAUGCUUUACAGUUCAGUUAUUUAUUUUAUUUUUUGCGAGACAAAUACUUAAAAGAAAUAGUUUUGAUUUUUUUUAUAAUAA